UGACGACAUUUCUGCAUUAUAUUUUAAUUUCAGAAAAUAUAGUUUUAAUUUUUAUUUAGUCAGACGAACGAAAUUUAUUUUGAAAUAUGCUUUAUUUUCAUCUUUUUCCUCUGUUAAUUUUUAGUAUUUUAUGUUUUCACAUUGUUUCUUGUGCUGUUUUAGAAAAAUUGUUUAAUGGAGCAUCAUCUUGUGAAACUGGCUGCGACACUUUUUUUGACAAUUCACCUGGCUUACAGAAGUCUUGUGCUGAAGGCUGCCGUCUUUAUACUGUAAUCGGUCUUGCGAAAGAUAUACAGGAUGUUAAUAAAACAACAAUAUUGUGUAUUGCAGCUUGUUCAGAAGCAUUUGUGAAUGAAUCUGCAAAUAAUGCUUGUAAUUAUGGAUGUUGUGCUUAUCCACCUCCAGUUGAAACCGAAGAGGUCCAAACUCUCCACCUUCUCACACCUUUGAUGUAUGUUAAAAGUGCAUACAAUUCUAUGACACGUCACGUUAAGCAGUUUAUAUCCACCAGUUGGACAGUGUACGUUCAAGAAGACUCUGGAAAAAUGAUUGUUUUGCAGACCAGUCCAAAAGUUGUCGAAAGUUUGGAAUAUUCUGUAUCCAAUGAUGAAGACAGUAAUUCCAAAGACUAUCAAUCAAACUGGCAAGAAGCAAAAGUUGAUUGGAUGGAUUGCAUUUCCCACCAAUCGGGCAUUCCUCGAUGGAUUUUGGUUGUGAUUCUCUUUGGAUUUGUUUUCGCUUUAUUGUGGCUGUGCUGUGCAACUGCCGUUACUGCACCCCAUCAUCGUAUAUCUUCUAAAAAGAAGGAACUUGGAUUUCUUAUUGUGUGUGAAACCAGCAAAGAGCUGAAGGCACCUUUGAUACCUCUCAAUGAAACUGAUGAGGAAGCACCCCCACUACCACCCAAAGUUUCACUUAUUUAAAUGAUUUAAUCUAAAUGUUUUGUUUCUCAUAUACUCUUGUAUAAAGUAUUGAAUCUAAUUAACCCUUAUUAGAUCAUGCUCUUGGGCUUUCAAUGUUGAGUUUUAUCGAUGUAGGGAAUGGAAAAAAAAUUAUUGAUUUUUAAUUACUCAUUUUGUGAUAUAUAAUAUAUUUUGGAUUACUCCCCCUUCUCCCCUAUCCUUUCACUAGUCAAAUCUAUGUAGCCCGUGAUUCAUGAAUACCAAAUGUGAUUUUUGAAUAAAUGUUUCAAAUUUUACUAUUUAUCACUUAAAUAUCAUGCAUUUAUAUUUUCUUUUUUGCAUUUCAAACAAAUUUGGUGUAAUUUUAUGCCACUUGAUGAUAUAUGAAUAAAUAAACCUUCAUAUAAGUUUA
Molecule: messenger RNA, 1314 nt
Organism: Parasteatoda tepidariorum (common house spider)
Lineage: Eukaryota; Metazoa; Arthropoda; Arachnida; Araneae; Theridiidae
Product: transmembrane protein 59
Source: RefSeq, a predicted model, not a curated record